ACAACCACCGGAAAUGACGUCGUAAUGUUUUGAAUCGUGCGGGCUAACGAGCAUCACCGAUAGAAAUCCCGUAACCACCGCACUGACCAGCUUCCCCCCUCAUACAUUUGGGGAAAACUUGAAACUUCAUGUUCCUGUAAUUUGCCACAGUAAGUUUGACUCCGUGUAAAGUCGCUCUGAUAUGCGAAAAACGAGAUUUGUCCGUCUAUUAACCGUAAACCGUUAUCUGGUUAGCAGACUAGCCCCCACUUAGCUAGCGCUGGAUCGCCAACAAGAUACUGAUAUAUCUCUGCAGAGAUAAACAUUUUAGUGUAGAAAGCAGGUUAAAUUUUUAAAACUGUGCAGCAGUUUAACUCUCCACUUUGUAAUAUGAGUAAGAAAACAUGACUACCCCACGCAGCGGGUUUGAUAAUAACAACGUAGCCGCCCCAUUGGUAAUUAACCAAACAGCUAGCUAAUAAGUAGCAUUAGGUAAUGUCCCAGUCAAAGCAAUUCCAGCACUGGACAUAGGAACUAACGCUGUUCUUGGCAUGAUUUAUCGUGCUUGGUGUCCUGCUAUUAAAGUUGCACGAACACCAUUUAACUUACUUUGUUAAACGAAGAUGCAAAGUGGGGUUCUUAGCGAAAUACUGCUGCGUCCUGGGUGACUUGUCUGGGGGUGUCUGCCUCAAACUGAACCCUGAGAUCAGUCAGUCCUUAAGUUCACGCUGCAGGUCAGAUCUGACGACCGUCGCAAUGACAUCAUAAGAUGCUGCAGCGCCAUGCUAGCUUUCACAACCAAGCUUUCAUAAGAAGCGCUUUUGUAACAUUUCCAUGUACGUGUGUGAGCGGGUAGUGUGUGCCAUGUUUGGUGCGUGGACGACAACUGCUAGUGCGGUUAUUUAAAAGUGUGUAGUCACUACUAGUCAACACCUCUAACUUCAUAUGUCCUCUGUAGAAGAACGCAAUGGACCUCCACAAAAUCAUCCACAACGCACUGCACGAAUUCAUCCAGACCUACAUUCCUGAUGCAGAUCUCAGGUAAACAAAUCAGCUCUUCUAUUGCAUCUUCAUAAAAGUCUGGUUCAAGCAGUUGUAGUGAAACUUUUAUUUUACCUUCAUUUUUCAGCACGCUGGAUGAUGUUCUUCUGUCCUACAUCACUGGAGUCCUGGAGGAUCUUGGCUCUCAACAGAGUGUAGAGGAAAACUUCGACGUGGAAGUCUUUGGAGAGAUGUUAGAAGCGUACAUACCUGGUUUUGCAGAAAUCGACAGGUAAACAGACUUUUAAAUUGUUGGUUUUUCUUUUGUAUUCUGUGUGAACCAAAGCAGUGUCAAAGGGGACCUGACACCAACCCGAUUUAAUCGACUGUUUUGACUUUUUUUUUCAUCUUUCAGUGUUAAAGUCUGCGAAAUGAUGUUCAGUCUGGCUUCCAAACUGGCCACUGCUCGAACCUCAGGUAUCACCUUUGUAAUUAUUCUUUUUUUUAAGUUAUGUAUAAUAUCAAGUAGAGUAUUUUAAUUUUUACAUAAAGAGUCAUGAAAACAAACCAUUUUGAUCCUUUAAGUAUUACUCAUUUGAAGCUCCUGCAAGAAACUUUGGUUCUUAGUUGACUUUGCAUGACCUCUGCAGACUAAGAUGUGCUUCUGAUCUGAUGUGGAUCGCCGUUAUCAAGUAUGCUCCUGUGUGUUGAUAUGUUUCAGCUGAUGAGCAAAAUGAUGUAUCUAAAACAAGAACUGAAGAGAUCUCCCUUAAACUCACCACCAUGACUGCUGAACAACCACCUGGAAGAGAAACGCAGUGCCUUGAAAAUCCAACAGAGGGCGCUGCUGCCAAGGUUAUUUCAAUCAUUUUAUAACAGCUAUAACUCAUGCCUGUUCUGCAGAUAAUCUUUGUUUCCACACAGAAAUAGAGAUUACAUAUUAAUAUGAGUAAUUUUUUUAGCUACAAGUUUCUGAAUGGGAGGCUCAGGAGCAGCACCUGCUGGAGAUGUUUCCUAAAUGUAGUCUCUCAGAAGCUCGCAGCGCCCUCUCUAUUGCCAAAGGAGACAUGGAGGAAGCUGUGCGUCUUAUCAUAGAGGGCGACAUCCAACUCAACCCUAGUCCCCUCAAUGUAAGUGUCUGCAGCAAGGAGAAAAAACCUCAUUUCACAUUAACAUUGUAACUACUGCCCUGGUUGCGUGUAUCCGAUAUCUCUCUGAUGGAAUCCUUUCACCACAGGUAAACCAGGGGAAGAACAUUUCCUCAUUGGCAGACCAAAAACUUAAAGAGAGCAUCCUUGAGAAGUGAGUAGAGAGCAGAAAUGUCUUGUUUCAGGUCUUAUAUCCAGCUAGACUCUUCAAACGGUCUUAAGGUCCUUACACACCGGGGUCAACGUGAACAUAGAAAACGAAAUUACGAAAUAUUCUGAGGUGAAUUUUGACGCGCCUGACUAUACACAUCGAGCCUGAUGCGAUUUUGCAACUUUUCGGGGGGAAAAGACGCAUCUCAAGGAAGACUUUUAAAAAAAUCAACCAUGAUCCAAAAAAAUAAAUGCUGCAAUAUCUCAGGACAGGAGAACGUGGCUGAUGUGAACGCUUGUAUUGACAGGAUACAGGUUCGAAAAAAAAAUAUUAACGUCCAAAAUAAUCGCACGACAAAAAUGGUCCUGGUGUGUAAGGACCUUUACUGGUAAAUAAACUUUUAACAGUGCUUCAUUUUUAAAAUUAUCUAUCUGGGGUUUGUUGCUCUAAUUUUCCUCUCCACAGAUACAUGUUAGUGGACAGAGAGGAGGACAAGAAAACACACCGGCCCGUCGCCCCCAAAGAUGUAACAAUUUGUUUGUACUCCACAUUAACUUUGUAGCUUUUGGCAACAGUUUUUAAUCAAAUACAACUGCCUAUCUAUUUUUUCACAGGCUCCAAAGAAGCUAGUUCGUUACCACAGCAACCAAGUGGUCACCACAAAAGGAGAGCGAUAUCAACUCGUGAAAACGAACGAGACAGAGGACAUGAAGAAGACGUACGUCAACCUCAAACCUGCACGGAAGUACAGGUUCCAUUGACGACCAGCACAAUACUGUAAGAGCAGCUACUGACAUUUUUGUUUACACUAUUUAUAAUUUAUUGUGUUCAUUUAGCCUGAAUUGUGAGAAUGUUUUUCCCGAGUAAAGGUCGAUAUUUGUUCAGCGAGUCAGUGGCUUAUUUUGAAACGGUUCUUACCAUUAUAUGCCUUGGUUGAAACUUUAAAUUACAGUGUUUGAUUUGCUUUUCUUUAUACUUCUUUGAGAGCUUUUGAAGAUUUGUGUGAUACUUUGGUGUGGAUGUUGUAACUUGUGUUCUGGAUUGUGUAACAGCCUAACCUCUCUACUUUUUGCCAUUUCAGCAGGUCUGAUGUUGCACUUACAUUAUUGAUAUUUUGACGUCUAAACUUUUUUUAUUCAGCUGUUUACUGUUUUGUUUUUUUUUUACUUGUAUUUUCUUUAAGUACUCUAUUACAGAUCUAUUAUUAUGACCUUUAAUGAAAAUAUGAUUUUACUGUUAUCCAUGAAAAUGUUCUAGUGGUGCUGUAGAGUUUUUUUCUGGACAUUAGAAGUCUCAAUCGCUUCUUUUUAUGAACAUAUAUAAAAGUAAUGAUGCCAAUUUUAUUUAAAGAUCUAUUUUUACAUCAUACAGGAAAACAGUGCUACAGAAACGUUUGGGUAAGCUUUGUGCUUUGGAAAAAUUGUGCUGCAAAAUUAAUUACAAAUUAAAUCCCUGCCAUGCUGAUUUCUUUUUAAACUAAAUAUUGGAAAAAGAUGUUUGUCGCUUUAAGGGUUUGAUGACCUCCAGUUAUUCGGUGUGUAGGAUUUAUAAUGGCACACUUAAGUUGUUUUUACUAAUAAGGUAAUUUUUAUUCUGCUCAUGACCAGGAAUCUUGCCCAUGAUAAGCAAAUUUUCAGUUUUACAUUUUAUCUAGAUUACCACACAUCAACAAACUUCACUCCUAAACUCAUGUGUAUACUAGUUUUUUUGCUAGCAAUUGCAUGUGCUAGAAAAAGGCCAGGCCCUUCUUUAAAAUCACUCUCACCUUCAUUUAAUGUUUUAACUUUAUUUUAAUCACAUCCGUUAAUUUUGAGUUUAUUUUGUAGCACAACUAAUUCAAUUCACAAAGUGAUCCCAAACUGAUACAGCGCUCUAAUUUUUGGCAUAAUAAAACAGAAGAUAGUAAUUACCACUUAGAGGUGAAGCGUCACAUGCUGCUGGAGAAGUUGUUUCCAAAAGCAUUGUCUUUAUUUUUGAUAUAGAUGUUUAGAUUUGCAAAGUUUCCAGUCAUGUAUUUGAUGUGAAGAGGCCUGUUGUGUGAUUUCAGGGUCUGUUUACAUGAUGUAGCUCGAGUGGUUCAUUGUCCCAGCUCCAUGUAUCUCAUUCGUUUCGUGGACUUUUUGCUUCGCUUGUGGUUGUGAAUUUUUGGAUUAUGAUUGGAUUUCUCUUUGAUUCUUGUUGUAUAUUAGGAUGAUCAGGUUUUUCUUUUUUUUAAUUACUAAUACACUGUUAUUCUUUGUGUUACUCUGCAUCCAUUUGGAGCAGCUAUAAGCAGAUCUUUAUGUUUGGUGGUAUAUUAUAUUUUUCCGGACUAUUAGGUGUAACAAAUUUGAGUGUUAAAAGAGAUGUUGUUUCUGAUACCUUUCAUUAUCAGGAGCAAUGUUAUCUUUAAUUAGUAUAUGAUGGAUGAUACUGUAAAAGCUUUGACAGAUUUACUUCAGCUAUUUAGUCACAACUGAGAUCAACCCUGUGCUUCAUGAAACUGCUGACGCACAAUUUAUAGUAAAUAAAGACUAAUUUUUGUAGAUCA
This is a messenger RNA of Xyrichtys novacula (pearly razorfish), 4789 nucleotides long. The record is from the annotation of a GenBank genome assembly. NCBI's taxonomy places the organism in Eukaryota, Metazoa, Chordata, Actinopteri, Labriformes, Labridae.